This is a messenger RNA of Paralichthys olivaceus (Japanese flounder), 2014 nucleotides long. It is a transcript of the gene slc7a10a, whose product is annotated as solute carrier family 7 member 10a. Gene Ontology annotation, cellular component: membrane. Gene Ontology annotation, biological process: D-alanine transmembrane transport; D-serine transmembrane transport; amino acid transmembrane transport. The record is from RefSeq and is a predicted model, not a curated record. Lineage: Eukaryota; Metazoa; Chordata; Actinopteri; Pleuronectiformes; Paralichthyidae. Gene Ontology annotation, molecular function: L-amino acid transmembrane transporter activity; neutral L-amino acid transmembrane transporter activity.
CCCAGAGAGCGGAGUCUGGUUCAGUGUACAGUAUCUGGACCGGACCGGGGCGGGCAGAAGGCGCAUUUGCAAGGCGGUGGAGAUGGAGGACAACGAGAACGAGACAGAGAAGAGGGAUAAAAACUCUUCCAAGGGCGAGAGAGUGACUCUGAAGAAAGAAAUUGGACUUUUGAGCGCCUGCGCUAUUAUCAUCGGGAACAUCAUUGGCUCUGGAAUAUUCAUCUCACCUAAAGGAGUGUUGGAACAUGCCGGCUCAGUGGGGCUGUCACUUAUCGUCUGGGUUUGUGGAGGGGGGAUCUGUGCACUUGGGUCCAUGUGCUAUGCUGAGCUGGGUGUCACCAUCCCAAAGUCUGGAGGAGACUAUUCAUAUGUGACAGAGAUCUUUGGAGGGCUUGUUGGCUUCCUGUUGUUAUGGAGUGCCGUCCUCAUCAUGUAUCCAACCACACUGGCUGUCAUCGCACUCACCUUCUCCAAUUACGUCUUGCAGCCAGCCUUCCAGCACUGCCUGCCUCCAUACAUCGCCACCAGACUCCUCGCCACCAUCUGUAUCUUGUUCCUGACCUGGGUGAACUGCUCGAGUGUACGCUGGGCAACCAGGAUCCAGGAUGUUUUCACCGUAGGAAAGCUGCUCGCCCUGGCACUCAUCAUAGUGGUGGGACUUGUCCAAAUCUGUAGAGGUCACUAUGAUGCCCUGCACCCCAGUGUGGCCUUUGAGUUUCGUCAGGAGCCCUCAGUGGGACAGAUCGCUCUUGCCUUCCUCCAGGCCUCCUUUGCCUACAGCGGCUGGAAUUUCCUCAACUAUGUCACAGAGGAGGUUGUGGAGCCACGCAAGAACCUGCCUCGUGCCAUUUACAUUUCAAUCCCACUGGUGACCCUGGUGUACACUUUGACCAACAUUGCCUACUUCUCCUCCAUGUCCCCUGAGGAGCUGCUGGCCUCCAAUGCUGUGGCAGUGACAUUCGGGGAAAAGCUGCUGGGGAUGUUUUCCUGGGUGAUGCCAAUCUCAGUAGCACUGUCCACCUUUGGAGGAAUCAACGGAUAUCUGUUCACCUCCUCCAGAUUGUGCUUCUCAGGGGCCAGAGAGGGUCAUCUGCCCUAUCUACUGGCUAUGAUCCACCUAAAAAACUGCACUCCCAUCCCCGCCCUGCUGGUCUGUUGCAGUGCCACAAUACUCAUCCUGUGUAUUGGCGAGACACACAACCUGAUCAACUAUGUGUCCUUUAUCAACUAUCUGUCGUAUGGGGUAACCAUCGCCGGCCUCCUCUACCUUCGCAAGAAGAGACCCAACCUGGUCAGACCCAUCAAGGUGAACAUGUUGAUCCCCAUCACCUACCUGAUUUUCUGGGUUGUGCUGCUGGGCUUUAGUCUCUACUCUGAGCCGGUGGUGUGCGGCCUCGGCAUGGUCAUCAUGCUGACCGGGGUCCCUGUGUACUUUGUGGGUGUUCACUGGAGGAACAAACCCAAAUGGGUCUACAGGGUAGUCGAAAAAUGCACGUAUAUGGGCCAGAAGCUGUGUUACGUGGUGUUUCCUCAGGAAGACCCUACAGAGACUGAACCCCUCACUUCCUCCAAAGCCACGGACUGAGUGCCACAAUGAACCAGGAACUCCCUUUUUACAUCAGCAGCUGUACUUACAGUGUUUGCAUUACAAUUUUUUGUUUUGUUUGGUCAGUUUUUGAAUGCUGAAGGGAUGAUUUUACCUGUGUUCUUCCAUAGGUGCUACCUUAUGGGGUCUGCAAUGAAUCAUCCCAUAUAAAAGAAGUGGAUGGUUAUAUUUAGGACAUUAGCAUGUUAAAGGUACAGUGUGUAGAAUUUUGUGAUAUCUAGUGUUGAAGUUUCGUGUUGCAGCUGAACACCCCUCACCUCACCCUCUCCUUCCAAACAUGAAUGAGAACCUGUGGCAGACUUUAAUUGUCAUAAAAACUCUAAGGUGUUUAGUUUGUCCAGUCUGGACUAAUGUAGAAAAAAAAUGUCAGUCUCCAUAAAGGGCCUUUUCUGGGGUAAAGAAAAUUAC